Messenger RNA from Acaulospora colombiana, 564 nucleotides. NCBI's taxonomy places the organism in Eukaryota, Fungi, Glomeromycota, Glomeromycetes, Diversisporales, Acaulosporaceae. The record is from the annotation of a GenBank genome assembly.
AGUCAUGAGUGCAAGCCUGUCGAAGUAGUAGUGCCAUUUGUUCGUCUAGAAAAAUGUGAACACGGCGAUGUAAGCAAACAUAUUGUUCAGUCUUUCAAACAAAUAGGAAGAAUGCUUGAAACUGACCAGGAACUCGUUCAAAAUAUAUUUAGAUUACUGAGAGAGAGCGGCAGAUCUACCAACUCGCCGAUUUAUGUUGUCUCAAAGAAUUUUUUCCCUGGUUCCAGGCCUUUCGCCGCAGUCUGGACCAUCCUCUGGAGUGUUGCCGGAGCAUCUGCUGCGAUUACAAGUGAUGCUGUGAUGACUCCUUUUGAUGCUGGUGGUUUGGCAGGAGCCGUCGCUGCUGCCGUCACUACACCCUUGGAUGUAGCUAAGACACUGCUACAAACCAGAGGUACUAGUCACGAUGCUGAGAUAAGAAAAAGCCAAUGGUAUCCGAGAUGCUGUGAGGAUUAUAUGGCGAAGAGAUGGACUAAGAGGGUUUGCUCGAGGAUUGACACCAAGAGUAUUGACGUUUGUACCGAGCAAUGCACUCUGUUGGAUGAGUUACGAGUUUUUCAGUAA